UCGUAUCUUCCACGUUCCUCUCGUGUCCGUUGUGCCUUGCUACCAUUGUCACUCAUUCAUUCUGUCCAACCGAUCCAAGCAUCUCUCUCUCUCUCUAGUAUACUACUCUACUCUACUCUUCUAUCAGAUUCUAUCGACCUGUAUGCUUUAGUACAAAGAACCAUGCCGUAUGUCAAGACAACCGCGCGUUCCCGCAAAGGCAGUGCGCCUGCGGCUAACAAGAAAUCGAGUAAAAAGAGCAGCGGCAAUGGCAGUAGUAGUUUCUGUGGCCGCCAUGUCAUGCUCGGCUUUUUACUCUUGAUUGUCCUGUUUGGUGUAGCCACACUACUCCUCAAUUUGCACGUGUCCACCGACCGGGCCAAAAAUCUCGAUCGCAUUCAAGCCAUUCUCAUGGAUUCUUUUUCCAAUGGCGUUUCCACAUUGACCAGUGCCAGUGGUAUCAAAGAUAAGGCGGAAGAAAUUGCGCAACAAGAACAAGAAUCCGGUCAUCAAUUGGCCGGACUCAAUUGCGAUGCUUAUGGAGGUCCUUCACCAGAGACGGCACAAGAAAUGGUCUAUUGGGAAGAUGUACAUUCCGAUGCCAGACACAUUUCGCCCUUUAAACGAACCCAUGGACCCAAACAGUAUCUCACCUUUGAACCAGAUCAGGGGGGUUGGAACAACAUUCGCAUGAGCAUGGAAACCGUCCUGGCCAUGGCCUAUGCCAUGGGACGCACACUGGUAUUACCACCCGAACAGGUCUUUUAUCUACUCGGAAAACACAAGGGAAAUGCAGGAGAUUCACAACGAAGAGAAUUCUCCUUCAAUCACUUUUUUCACAUGGAAUCCAUUCACAAUGAACAUCCCGGUCUAGAUAUCAUUACCAUGAAGGAAUUUCUACAACGAGAAGCCAUGACGGGCAAUCUGAGAGAUCAGCAAGGAAAUGUUGUAUUUCCACCACGAAAUCAAACCGACUGGGAUGGCAAACCACGACAACCACUCUUUGAAUUCUUGCGGGCGACCGGACACAUGGCCAUUUGGACACCAGAAAAGUGCAUGGCGGCAUUUCCCACCAGUCCCGAUCCACAAGAAACACAAAAAUUAUGGGAUAUCAAAAAACAAGUCGAACAAGAACACGGUGGCAGCUUUCCAUCGUACGAAGCAUAUGUGGGCAAACCAUUCCCCGUCAAUGCCACUGCCAAACAACGCAUGAUGGAAAAUUGGGCCGGACGCAAAACAUUGUGUCUCUACGACAAUACACUCCAAAAUACACAACUCAUUCAUUUCCCUUCCGAUCACAAAUUGGGUGCACGAUUGUUGGUACAUUUCUAUGCCUUUUUGUUCUUUGAAGAUUGGAAACAAGACUUGUUUAUGAAACGAUUUGUACGAGAUCAUGUCCGUUACGUCGACCUCAUUCAAUGUGCGGCCGCACGAGUGGUGGAAGCGGUACGAGAACGCGCUCGGACAAAUCCCGUCGUGGCGGGAAAUAAUCCCAACGGUGACUUUGAUGCCUUUCAUAUUCGGCGAGGUGAUUUUCAAUACACGGUGACACGAUUUGAUGCUCCCAAAAUCUACGAUAUGAGCAAGAGUAAACUGCACGAGGGAGAAACGAUUUAUAUUGCCACUGAUGAACGCGACAAGGCUUUUUUCCAACCUCUGCGAGACAAGUAUGAUAUUGUCUUUUUGGAUGAUUUUCAUGAUGUACUGGGGGAAGAUGUCAAUUCCAACUUUUUUGGCAUGGUGGAUCAGUUGGUGGCAUCACGAAGUCGAACAUUCUUUGGAUGUUGGUUCUCGACAUUUACCGGAUACAUUAAUCGAUUGCGAGGAUAUCAUUCCACACACGACAAAGCACCGGGAUACGAAAAGGGCAUUCACAAUAGUUGGUACUAUGCCCUCGAGGACCGGUACGAUCAUCUGCAGACAUAUUAUCCGGUCAAGCAAUCGUACUAUGCACGGGAAUUCCCAACUUCCUGGAGACUCAUUGACACGGGAAUCGGGGAGUUGGAAUAGUGUACUAACGUUAGCUGCUAGUAAUAACAGACAAACUACCUAGAACAAAAACAAGCCUUGUAGCUAGCUCUAAGAACCCAACUCAUUCGCAAGUCGCAAGAACCCGUGUCCAAAAGCAA
Molecule: messenger RNA, 2108 nt
Organism: Seminavis robusta
Lineage: Eukaryota; Bacillariophyta; Bacillariophyceae; Naviculales; Naviculaceae
Source: the annotation of a GenBank genome assembly